AUGAGUAAAUUCAACUAUGUUUUCAAGCCAUUAUUUAUUGAUACCUUUGAAUAUAGUUACAUAGAUGGUAAGACUGAAAAAUCAUUUACAAUAAAAAGAAAAACAUCAGUAAGAGAAGGAAAAAGUAAAAUGUAAUAAAGUGAACCUCUUGCUUAAUUUAAUGUAAGUCAUUCUUUUAUAAAUUUAGAAUGUGACCAUUUAACAAAGUCAUAAAAGAGCUUAAACAAGUCGUAGAAUGAAAUAAUCUUCAUAACCAUAAAAUUAAUCAUUAAAUUCUAAUACUCCUAAAAUUGGAAUUCGUAAAAUUGAAAGUAGAAUGGAAGAUGAAUUUGAAAUUACAAAUAAAAGAAUCUCCAUUUAAAAGAGGCAUUCCAAUAUACCUACAAUUGAUUAUGUGAAUUUUAAUGUAUUCAUUAUUUAACAAAAUAGUUAAAUAGAUAGCAAUUAUGAAUGGACAAGCAAGUAAUUCAUUUUCAAAAGCAUUAGCAUUAAUAAAUAUGGAUAAUAAAAUUAUGAGAAGAAAAACUGUUGAAGACUCAAAAGCUACAUCUACUAUUGAAAAUGAAAUAUAAUAAUAUUAACGUUUAGAAACUUAGCAUCCUAAGGACAUCAAAGAAAAAAUUGGUAAAAUGCUUGCCAUUAAUGAUAAACGUAUUCCUAUAAGGAUUAAAAAUAAAGAAAGAGAAACAUUUACAAGAAAUUUAAAAUUUCUCGAAGAAUCAUUUUAACACCCAACUACUCCAGAAAAAAAAUUAUAAACUAUAAUUUAAUAAUAUUUUGAUAAGAAGAAAACUUUUUUAGAAGAAAAAGUAAAAUAAGAUGAAAUUUAAUUAAGAUAAUUAUCAGAAGAAACAUCUCGAGUCAAUUCAAUUAAAAAUAAAAUGAGAAUAUCAACAACCUUUUUAAAAAGAUUCAUACAUCAAGUUGAAAAAGAACAUUAAGAAAAGCCUAAAUAAUAAAUUUAAUCUUAAUAAAGUGUAAUAUAAUCAAUAAAAUCCUCCUAAAAAUAUAAAAAAAGGUCAAAUGAUAUUUAUAGUGAACAAGUUAAAUCAAUAUUCAAGAAAAUGUUUUAUUUAAUUGUAGAUUGCGUUAAGAAAAUGAAAUAAAUGAAACUUACUAUAAAAGAAUUAUUUUAACAUGGUGUUAUUUAAAAAAAACCAUAUGAAAGAGAAGGAUCUUUUUAAUUUUUUGAAGCAGUUGAAGAAAAUAAUUGUAUUCUAAUUAAUUUUAUGCUUUAAAAAUGUAGAUAUUAUGCUUUUGACAUUAAUGAAAAUGGUUAAACACCAUUACAUAUUAGUAUAAUUCAUUAGCAUUAUGAUAUGACUGAAAGAUUGUUAUAAAGUGGUGCCUAUCCUGAUAAUUAAGAUCUCAAAGGAUAUUCUCCAAUUUAUUAUGCUAUUCAAUCUCAAAAUAGCUCUAUAGUUUAAUUAUUAUUGUAUUAUAAAGCUAAUCCUUGGUCAAAUACUAAAUACAAAUUAAUAACUUCAAAUAGUUAAAUCACAAAAUUAUUGAAAUAAUCAAGAAAAGUAACAAUAAAUAUCAUUUUAGAUUCAUUUGUUGUUAUUAUUAACUAAACAUUCGGAUAGAGAUUAAAUCUGGAUUGAUUCAAGAGAAUCUUUGUUAUCUUGA
This is a messenger RNA of Paramecium sonneborni, 1629 nucleotides long. Lineage: Eukaryota; Ciliophora; Oligohymenophorea; Peniculida; Parameciidae. The record is from the annotation of a GenBank genome assembly.